AUGAAUCGAGCGAAAGAAUGCCCAAAAUCUAGUGAUAAAUCACCAGAAUCUAGUGAUAUAUCGCCAGAAUCUAGUGAUAUAUCACCAGAAUCUAGUGAUAUAUCACCAGAAUCUAGUGAUAUAUCACCAGAAAUUAGUAACAAAUCACCAGAAUCUAGUGAUAUAUCACCAGAAUCUAGUAAUAAAUCACCAGAAUUUAGUAAUGAAUCAUCAGAAUCUAGUGAUAAAUCACCAGAAUCUAGUGAUAUAUCACCAGAAUCUAGUGAUAUAUCACCAGAAUCUAGUGAUAUAUCACCAGAAUCUAGUGAUAUAUCACCAGAAUCUAGUGAUAUAUCACCAGAAUCUAGUAAUAUAUCACCAGAAUCUAGUAAUAAAUCACCAGAAUCUAGUAAUAUAUUACCAGAAUCUAGUGAUAAAUCACCAGAAUCUAGUAAUAAAUCACCAGAAUCUAGUGAUAUAUCACCAGAAUCUAGUAAUAUAUCACCAGAAUCUAGUAAUAAAUCACCAGAAUUUAGUAAUAUAUCACCAGAAUCUAGUGAUAUAUCACCAGAAUUUAAAUCUAGUGAUAAAUCACCAGAAUCUAGUAAUAAAUCACCAGAAUCUAGUGAUAUAUCACCAGAAUCUAGUAAUAUAUCACCAGAAUCUAGUAAUAAAUCACCAGAAUUUAGUAAUUUAUCACCAGAAUCUAGUGAUAUAUCACCAGAAUCUAGUAAUAAAUCACCAGAAUCUAGUGAUAUAUCACCAGAAUCUAGGGAUAAAUCACCAGAAUCUAGUAAUAUAUCACCAGAAUCUAGGGAUAAAUCACCAGAAUUUAGUAAUUUAUCACCAGAAUCUAGUGAUAUAUCACCAGAAUCUAAAUCUAGUAAUAAAUCACCAGAAUUUAGUAAUAUAUCACCAGGAUCUAGUGAUAUAUCACCAGAAUCUAGUGAUAUAUCACCAGAAUCUAGUGAUAUAUCACCAGAAUCUAGUAAUAUAUCACCAGAAUCUAGUAAUAAAUCACCAGAAUCUAGUAAUAUAUUACCAGAAUCUAGUGAUAAAUCACCAGAAUCUAGUAAUAAAUCACCAGAAUCUAGUGAUAUAUCACCAGAAUCUAGUAAUAUAUCACCAGAAUCUAAAUCUAGUGAUAAAUCACCAGAAUCUAGUGAUAUAUCACCAGAAUGUAGUGAUAUAUCACCAGAAUCUAGUGAUAUAUCACCAGAAUCUAGUAAUAUAUCACCAGAAUCUAGUAAUAAAUCACCAGAAUUUAGUAAUUUAUCACCAGACUCUAGUGAUAUAUCACCAGAAUCUAGUAAUAAAUCACCAGAAUCUAGUGAUAUAUCACCAGAAUCUAGGGAUAAAUCACCAGAAUCUAGUAAUAUAUUACCAGAAUCUAGUGAUAAAUCACCAGAAUCUAGUGAUAAAUCACCAGAAUCUAGGGAUAAAUCACCAGAAUCUAGUGAUAAAUCACCAGAAUCUAGGGAUAAAUCACCAGAAUCUAGUAAUAUAUUACCAGAAUCUAGUGAUAAAUCACCAGAAUCUAGUGAUAAAUCACCAGAAUCUAGUGAUAAAUCACCAGAAUCUAGUGAUAAAUCACCAGAAUCUAGUGAUAAAUCACCAGAAUCUAGUGAUAAAUCACCAGAAUCUAGUGAUAAAUUACCAGAAUCUAGUGAUCACCAGAAUCUAGUGAUAAAUCACCAGAAUCUAGUGAUAAAUCACCAGAAUCUAGUGAUAAAUUACCAGAACCUAGUGAUAUAUCACCAGAAUCUAGUGAUAAAUCACCAGAAUCUAGUGAUAAAUUACCAGAAUCUAGUGAUAAAUCACCAGAAUCUAGUGAUAAAUCACCAGAAUCUAGUGAUCACCAGAAUCUAG
Molecule: messenger RNA, 1848 nt
Organism: Phyllotreta striolata
Lineage: Eukaryota; Metazoa; Arthropoda; Insecta; Coleoptera; Chrysomelidae
Source: the annotation of a GenBank genome assembly